CAAUAAUUUGUUAAUGCCUAUAUACCGAAUCGUAGUUGACAAUAUAAAGAAUAAAGAACACUAUAUCAGGUACGAAAAUUGCGUUGAGUUGUGCGCUUGCCUGAACAUUAUAAAUUGUCCUGCCACACACGGUAUAGUAUGUAAACAUAUACUUUUGAAGUUUAUGCUCUUUGUUCCGUAGAUAUGGAAAAAUAAAAUUCUAAAUAAAUUAAAUAGAAACCCUCUUAAUCCUUAAUCGUAAUAAAAUAAUGAAUAAUCAAUGAAUAUUCAGUAUUUACUAGCUUUACAAAUGUAAUGCAGACUUAUGGCAGUAUUAAUUUGCAUUGGGCAAGAAGAGAACGUUUAAAAUGGAGCUUAAUACUUUUAAGUGGGACUUGUUUUGUUUAUGCUUCAAGAACAUCUGUUCCUCUCUUAAUGCCAAUAAUUGGCAAGGAAAAGGGAUGGAGCAAAACAGAUUCUGGAACUAUCCUUUCCAGCUUCUUUUGGGGUUACACAAUGACACAAGUAUUGGGUGGAUAUAUAAGUGAUCGAAUAGGAGGUCAGCGUAUUAUGUGGAUUGCUGCAGUAGGCUGGGGAAUAUUAACCUUCUUAUUACCCGAUAUCAUUGAAUUUUCUUCAAAAUACGACUAUUCUAUAGAAAUCAUAGCGUUUGCUCGUAUGAUAAAUGGAGCAUUCCAAGGAAUGCACUUUCCUAGUAUGAUUAGUUUGACAAGUCAACGAUUAACUGAAAGUGAAAGAGCAUCUUUCUUCAGCUUGGUAACUUCUGGUUCUGCUUUGGGAACUCUAUUGACUGGAGUUUUAGGAUCUUAUGUUUUACAACAUUAUGAAUGGGAUUCUGUUUUUAGAGUUUUAGGUUGUAUAAGUAUUGCUUGGACAUUUCUGCUCAUUUAUUAUUCCUUAUUACUCAGCGGCCGGUCAAUAAUUGAUAAGGAAUCAUCUGAUAAUAAAUUACCAAUCAAAGAACUUAUUACUAAAGCGCCUUUCUGGUCUUGCGUGAUUGGUCAUGCAUGUCAAAACAAUUGCUUUUUUAUCUUAUUAUCAUGGAUGCCUACGUACUUUCACGAUACAUUUCCUGAAGUUAAGAGCUGGAUAGUAAAUAUGGUACCAUGGCUUGCUUCAGUACCAUCGAUAUUUUUGGGUAGAGCAAUUUCUGAAAAACUAAUAAAGAUUGGUUUCACUGUCACAGUAACGCGUAAAAUUAUACAAACAACUUGUUUUGUGAUACAAGCUAUAAAUUUAUUAUUUCUAGCUGCAACUGACACAUCAGAAAAAGCAAUUUUAUAUCUAACUUUAAUUAUUGCUGGUUCUGGUUUUCAUAAUAGUGCAAUUGUAGUAAAUCCAUCAGAUUUAGCACCAAAACAUUCUGGUAGUGUUUUUGGAUUUAUGAAUACCAUUGGUGCUAUUCCUGGUUUCUUAGGAGUUUAUUUUGCUGGACACAUUCUACAUCAAACACACAGCUGGACUGUUGUAUUUAUUUACAUUUUUGUAAUAGAAAUAAUAGGAGCAUUGGUUUAUUUACUUUUUGGUUCUGGUCAAGCAAUUUUAUAA
Molecule: messenger RNA, 1548 nt
Organism: Ceratosolen solmsi marchali
Lineage: Eukaryota; Metazoa; Arthropoda; Insecta; Hymenoptera; Agaonidae
Gene: MFS18
Product: major facilitator superfamily transporter 18
Exons: 8
Coding region: 295-1548 (417 amino acids)
Biological process (GO): ATP transport; transmembrane transport
Molecular function (GO): transmembrane transporter activity
Source: RefSeq, a predicted model, not a curated record